AAAAUCGUGUAAAUGAGAGAACGUUAUGGUGAUAUUUUCUGUGAAAUAUAUGUAAGAUUAACGAGCCGCCUCGUGACACGCACUACUAAUUAAUGUUAAUAAAUCAGUGAACCUUUUUUAUUCAUGUCAUUUAAAGUGCGUAAUUUAUCGGGUGCUUUCAAACUUCCUCUCACAAUUCAGAGUACUUCGUUCUUUUAUAGAAUCUUAUUCCUUGAUUGCUGCGUCAGAUGAAAACAGUAAUAUUUCUCAUUGAUAAAAAUAGAAUUUAAUCGUGAAUUAUCAUUUAAAUAUCAACUUUUAAUUGACUAAAUAACCGACACAACAAAAGUCGAUAUGUCGAUUAAUAUGAAACGCACCUAAUGCACUUCGUUUCUUUCGAUUUUAAUUGGAGUAUGCACCAGCCUUUAUGGAAUAUUGUUGCAGUCUCGUUAAUCAUAAAUGCUAAAAGAUGCCUCCAAAGCAGAGAAAAAUAGCCAUUAUGGGUUACAGAUCCGUAGGCAAGUCGUCGCUGAGCAUACAGUUCGUCGAGGGACAGUUCGUGGAUUCAUAUGACCCUACUAUAGAAAAUACAUUUACUAAAAGUACCAGAGUAAAUAGUCAAGAUUAUGAAGUUAAAUUGGUAGAUACAGCAGGUCAAGAUGAGUAUAGUAUAUUUCCUACACAGUAUUCGAUGGACAUCCAUGGAUAUGUCCUCGUAUAUAGUAUCACCAGUGCAAAGAGUUUUGAAGUUGUACAAAUUAUUUAUGACAAGCUAUUGGAUAUAACAGGGAAAGUCCAUGUUCCAAUUGUAUUAGUAGGAAAUAAAACGGAUUUAUAUGGAGAUCGAAUGAUCUCGACAGAACAAGGCAAAAGAUUGGCAGACUCCUGGCAUGCAGCUUUUCUAGAAACCAGUGCAAAACAAAAUGAGUCUGUCGCUGAUAUUUUUCAUACAUUAUUAAUCGAAAUUGAAAAAGCUGAUGGAAAUGUACAAGAAAAAUCAAAUUGUAUUAUUUCCUAAAUUAUAUUAGCUAAAAAUAUAAUUACGAUGCAAUGUAAAUGUAUAAAAACUGAAUGGCGAAAUUGGCAUUAUAAUACACGUCCAAAAACAAAUUAACUGUAAUAAGAAAAAAAAUAUAAACUGUCGAAUUUAAAACAAUAUCUUUCUUUGUUGCAUAAGUUAUAAAUAAGUUAAAAAUAUUAUAAAUAUUGUGUAUUUUAGAAUAUACUUGGUAGUAUGUAUUUUUAUCAUUUAUUUUUAUAUCCAUUGUCUUACAGAAAGAAACAAAAGAUAAUUGAGUUUGAUCACCUUUAUUAGUAUAAAUUUGUAUAAUUCAUGUUUUACAAAAUAUUUUUCAGUAAAAGUAGACAGUUAACUUCAAAUUGUUUCACGUAAUUAGAGGUAACAUUCAUGUAACCACUAUCUCAUUCGAUGUUAAUAUUUUUCAUUAAUAAUAAUAUAAAUUAUGGUUACAAAACUCAUAGUAAAACAAUUAGUUUAUAUUUUACGACGUUUUCGAAUGUUAAACAUUUUCUUAGACGUUAAUAUGAAAAAUUCAUGUUUCACAAUAUAUCUUAACAAUGAGAUAGCAAAAUUCACCAAAGAAUUAUUCAAGUUAGCAAAUCAUUAAGUUCUGUGCUAUUUAUGUAUUUUAAAUAACUUAUCCUGUAUAAAU
Molecule: messenger RNA, 1652 nt
Organism: Nomia melanderi (Alkali bee)
Lineage: Eukaryota; Metazoa; Arthropoda; Insecta; Hymenoptera; Halictidae
Gene: Rheb
Product: Ras homolog enriched in brain
Biological process (GO): signal transduction
Cellular component (GO): membrane
Molecular function (GO): GTP binding; GTPase activity
Source: RefSeq, a predicted model, not a curated record